GUGUGCGCGCUGGAGGCGAGAGCGAGCAUCGUCAGCUGUGCGCAUCUCGCAGCAUCUCUCUCUCUCUCUCUCCAUCCAUCGAUCGAUCCGCAAGCGCCUCGGACCCUAGGCUCUCUCAUCCGUCGCCGCUCACUCAUCGCGCAUCUGCGAACAUCUGUGCCAGCGGCGCCCCGCGCUCUGCACGUGCACCUGGCAGCAGCGCCGCUCACCUGCUCACGCGCUCACCUGCUCACGCUCUCACAGCGAUGGACGUGGAAGCGGCGCGCACCCCGCCAAGGCGCUCCUGCAGGUGUCUGGACGUGUGGCUCGCCGUGUCCGUCACUCUCUUCUACGCGUGUGUCCUAGUGGGGGGGGCGGUGUACGCGACGCUCGACAACCGGCGGCACGUGGGCGCCGAAGGAGGAGCGGGGUCCCCGGCGGACCUCCCCAGGGCGAUCGCGCAGCGCGCGGAUACGCACGAGCGACACAUGAUCGACGGAGUGACAUACUUGUUCCCGCAGAGUGAGGAAAUAAUGGACGCCAAGGUGGUGAACUGGACCGCGGUUAGGUACAGGAACAGAACCACCGUGGGGAGCUUCUAUGAGUACAAAAGCAGCUCGUCUGUGCUGAAAGUGAAGAAGGAGGGCAGCUACCUGCUCAUGGUCUCCCUGAAGUUCACAUGCAGUUCUUCGGGGUGCAAGCAGGCGAAUACCACGGAGAAGUUCACCCUGAGCGUCUCGUGCGAAAGUAUCAAAUUUGAAUGCCAGGUGGACCUGAAGGAGGGCUCUGUCCAGCAGUGUGUGGACAUACUGAUGCUGCCCGACAGCUGUGAGCUGAAAGCUCGCAUGAAACACACAAAGGAGAAUUUAGGUUGGAAGCUGGACAAAAAUGCCUCGAAGCUGGGCAUAGCUCUGCUGGCAAUGCUCGCUUAGGGCCACGGCGCCACCAGGCCUUUGUCCAUGUGCUGGACACGGAAGCUCAAUUUGCACAGGAUGGUGCUGCGUGUAUCUCCCCUUACGGCGGGGAGAGGGCGCCACUUGGAUGGGUCACCAGCACUUGGCUCAGUUAACCCCUAAUUUAUUUGUUUGUGUCUUAUUUUUCUGUAACUAUUUAACUUACGGGUAUUUUGGAUAACAAAGGGAUGUAUUUAUAAAGACUAACUCUGAUUGUGAUACGUAUUUAUAAUGUAUGCGGACAACACUAAAAGAUUAAUAAAUAAGGGCAGGGCAGUUUGCACUCACUGUGGUGCCUUUCCGAUAUUCCUUCCUGAGAAUUUGCAUUACGGGUUAAGUUUGUACAUUCCUCCCAGAAUGCACUGCCACUAUGCAGCAGCAGGCGGCGCCAGAGAGGCAGCCACAGCCACAGAAAUGCCGCCAUGGUGCCGUUAUCAGAUGGACCAUGCUGUUUGGGUCGGCUGCAGCCCCUCCCUGGUCAGCGUGCUUUCUGUUUACAAUAUGUCAUGUCGGGGGGGUGGGGAUGGGGAUCGGGGAUGCCAGAAAUGACUCCAGCGUGACCUUGGCAUGACUUCAGUCUCAUUGCACCGCCGUUGCGUGCCGUGACUCAGUGGGCCCCCGGAUUCAGCGAGCCGUGACUCACGGUGGGCCUGCGGGCAGCGAAGAGGCAUUGUGAUGCAACACCGAUGAACGAUGGAUGAUGCAACGGGACCACGUGCUGGAGCGGCGCUCGUUCCACACGCUUCCCGGAGCGCCACCUAGUGGCACCCGGCUCAGUUUGUGGUGCGACGUGGGCUCGGAGGGAGCGCGACGGAAACCUUACCGCUUCUUCUCUGUUUUAUGUUACGAAAAGGUGCCUUUUAUUCCAGAGUGUUUGCAAACGGACAGAUGAUGUUAAUGUGGGGAGGAAUAAAGCUGAGGAAGAGACGUGUGUUUUGCUGAGGACAUUUUUACCACUUGUUAACAAAGAGUAAUAAAAGAGAAGUACAAUGAU
Molecule: messenger RNA, 1926 nt
Organism: Scleropages formosus (Asian bonytongue)
Lineage: Eukaryota; Metazoa; Chordata; Actinopteri; Osteoglossiformes; Osteoglossidae
Exons: 3
Coding region: 246-911 (221 amino acids)
Molecular function (GO): protein binding
Source: RefSeq, a predicted model, not a curated record